Peromyscus leucopus (white-footed mouse) is the source of this 411-nucleotide messenger RNA. Its product is annotated as histone H3-like centromeric protein A. NCBI's taxonomy places the organism in Eukaryota, Metazoa, Chordata, Mammalia, Rodentia, Cricetidae. Bases 1 to 411 code for a protein of 136 amino acids. The record is from RefSeq and is a predicted model, not a curated record. The transcript is spliced from 3 exons. Gene Ontology annotation, molecular function: structural constituent of chromatin; DNA binding; protein heterodimerization activity. Gene Ontology annotation, cellular component: nucleosome.
AUGAGAGUCCUGGCUGCCAGAAGUCCCCGGAGCACUGGGGAGCAGCCCUCAUUGCCCCAGUGUUGGAUUUUCUACAGAGAUGUGCCUGAGCUUGUCAUCCUCUCCAGUGGGCCGGAUGAGGCAUCCUACCGCCACAAACUCUCUAACGCCAGCGCCGCCUCUCACUCGCCUAGCUCCAGCCGGAGGAAAAGCGUUCUUCUGGUGCGAGACAUUGCUCAGGACGUCAGAACAGAUCUGAGCUUCCAGAGUGCGGCUAUUGGCGCUUUGCAAAAGGCAAGCGAGGUCUAUCUGGUUGGCCUUUUUGAAGAUACCAACCUGUGUGCUAUCCAUGCCAGACAUAUAACAACUAUGCCAAAAGAUACCCAGCUAACACAAAGCUACACGGAGAUCGUGCUUAAGAGUCCACUAUGA